Messenger RNA from Salvelinus fontinalis (brook trout), 3859 nucleotides. Its product is annotated as delta-type opioid receptor-like. Gene Ontology annotation, biological process: immune response; G protein-coupled receptor signaling pathway. Lineage: Eukaryota; Metazoa; Chordata; Actinopteri; Salmoniformes; Salmonidae. Bases 1118 to 2221 code for a protein of 367 amino acids. Gene Ontology annotation, cellular component: membrane. Gene Ontology annotation, molecular function: G protein-coupled receptor activity. The transcript has 5 exons. The record is from RefSeq and is a predicted model, not a curated record.
GUUACAGAACUGACAACAUUACCUAUCCGACAGACGAACAGUGAGUAUCGUCCUCAAGACCAACAAAGCCCUCUUUCCCCGUCUUUAUUGUGUCCUCAUUUUUUUUGUCGUCGUCGGUCUUCGUUCCUUCUCUCGCGUUCUUGGUUGUUCCGCCUUUUCCCUGGCUACCCGAGGAAUCUGAAUCUGUGGCCAGGCAGGCAGGAUAGCUGCAUGAACCUCAUAACGGACGACAACACUACAGACACCGCAGCGAGGCACUUAACUUCAAGUAGAAUUGACUGCUUUUAAAUGGCAACUGAGACGGCAGCCAGCGACAGCAGCUCCUUCGUAGUAUAGUGUUGCUUGGUUUCAACAAAUCAAUACAACAUUAAGGAAGAGACUGGAUAGACAUUUUUCAAUACAAGCUCAGGGCCAGAACUGUGUUGCCGUAUAUAUUUUUUUAAAUCACCAACUUCUUUGGAGGAGGAGGAGAGGGGGGGGUGCUGAUAUGGAACACAGCCAGUAUGCAGCCAGCGUCAGGAAUGGACUCUCUCAAUGUCAGUCUCUAAGAAGAAGUAUUUGUGCGUAAACUUGGAUCAUUAAAACUUGUUUUGGAAAUCUGGAGUGGACUACGCCCCUGAUUCCACGAUACUAUUUUCUUGUUGCGCGUUCUGGCCAGAGACCGUAGAAACUAAACAGAAAUUGAUGCUGCAUUCUUGUCAAAUACAAACCGCCCGGAUAAAGAUUGUCACAUCGUCUAAGUGGAAACGUAAAGGAAUCGCAACUGCAUUCGAGACGAGGAAGAACAGACACCGAUGCAUUGUUCACACGCGUCUAAGCAUGAACGACCUUAACUGCUCAGUUAGCUGCUGCCUGUCAAGGUGAACGUGUCAGUGAACCUGUCAGUCGUCGUGUUGAAGUGCCAAUGUGGUUACGAGUGAUAAGGUUUUACAGUAGGAGAGGGUACGUUGGGAGGAGGGGUGUUGGGGAGGAGUGUCAGAGACCAUGUUACUGUUAUGUUCCCUAUUAUCAGACAGUCAUUAUAACUACUAUCAAGAUUAGUGAUAAUUAGUAGUCUGAAAUAUCAGCGCCACCGUGCGGGUGUGUCUACGGAGGACAGAAUAGAAUAGAAUUCAAAAUGUGCUUUGCAACAAAGAACUGUGGUGAAAUGCUGCUGAUGAACAAUAGUGAUGGGGGAGUUUUGUAUAACAUUAGUAGUGGUGGGGGCCAGGGGAAUGGGACAGACGGGACCGAGAUGACGAAGUUGUUGGUGCCCAUGCUGGACGGCCUCAUCCUGGUGACGGGCCUGGCGGGCCACUGCCUAGUCAUCUCCAUCCUGGCCGGCCGCAGGAGGCGAGGUGGAAAGCCUCCUCAUGGGACAGACACCCUGCUGCUGGCUCUGAGUGCUGCUGACCUGCUGCUGUUGCUCUGCCUACCCUUCCAUACUGCGGCCAUCGCCCUGGGCUCCUGGCCCUUUGGCAGCUUCCUCUGCAAGGUCGUCAGCUUCCUGGGCGUGGCCUGUUCUUCCGCCUCAGUCUUCACGCUGGCUGCGCUCGCCGUGACCCGCUACCUGACUGUGGUCCACCCCGCCUGGUCCUUCCGCUCCCGCAUGCACAGCCGCCUCAAACUGACCGUGGCGCUCCUCUGGGUUCCCGCCGUAGCCCUGGCAGCUCCGCAGUUUGCUUUCCGCACGGUGGCGGUGUCCAGCGCGUUACACUGCUUCGCCUUCCUGGGCGGCCUCAGUCAGCUGGUGUACAGCACGGCGUUGUUCCUGUUUGCCUUUGCGAUACCAUUGGGCGUUAUUGUGAUGAUGUACGCCAAGAUCUACUGCUUCCUGCGCCAGAUGAGACUGUUGGGAUGUGCCUCCCAGCUGGAGCGCUACCAGAGCCAGGUGACCCACACGUCAGCGCUGCUGGUGCUGGUCUUCACCCUCUGCUGGCUGCCCUCCUACGGCCUCAUGUUCUCCCUCCUAGGGGUCAGAAUCUCUGGUGUCUCCAGCUACCGCUCCAUAGCAAUCUUCAUCCGCCUACUGGCGUCUUCAGCAGUGGUGGUUAACCCCGUCCUCUACGUGUUCAUGUCCAAUAAGUUCAGGAGGGAUCUGAUGGACUUGGGCCGGGAGAGAUGGGAGGGGUGCAGGGGGUGUAUGGCAGGGUGUACGGGGGUGUUCAGGGGCAGGGACAUGGUGCAGCCCUUCAACCCUGUGGACCUGGAUACGCCACCCCUACCCCUACCCGGAUUCUAAGGGUUACUAUGAAAACUCAAUGGACAUUCUGUGGAUACUUAACGGAUAUUCUAUAGAGCUUUAAUGACCCUCUAUGGACCAGGUAUGUUCACUAUAAACUUUCUAUAGACCACUCUAUGGGCCUUCUAUAAACCACUCUAUGGGCCUUCUAUAAACCACUCUAUGGGCCUUCUAUAAACCACUCUAUGGGCCUUCUAUAAACCACUCUAUGGGCCUUCUAUAGACCUCUAUGGGCCUUCUAUAGACCACUAUGGGCCUUCUAUAGACCACUAUGGGCCUUCUAUAGACCACUAUGGGCCUUCUAUAGACCACUAUGGGCCUUCUAUAGACCACUCUAUGGGCCUUCUAUAGACCACUCUAUGGGCCUUCUAUAGACCACUCUAUAGACCACUCUAUAGACCACUCUAUAGACCACUCUAUAGACCACUCUAUAGACCACUCUAUAGACCACUCUAUAGACCACUCUAUAGACCACUCUAUAGACCACUCUAUAGACCACUCUAUGGGCCUUCUAUAGACCACUCUAUGGGCCUUCUAUAGACCACUCUAUGGGCCUUCUAUAGACCACUCUAUGGGCCUUCUAUAGACCACUCUAUAGACCACUCUAUAGACCACUCUAUAGACCACUCUAUAGACCACUCUAUAGACCACUCUAUAGACCACUCUAUAGACCACUCUAUGGGCCUCCUAUAGACCACUCUAUGGGCCUCCUAUAGACCACUCUAUGGGCCUUCUAUAGACCACUCUAUGGGCCUUCUAUAGACCACUCUAUAGACCACUCUAUAGACCACUCUAUAGACCACUCUAUAGACCACUCUAUAGACCACUCUAUAGACCACUCUAUAGACCACUCUAUAGACCACUCUAUAGACCACUCUAUGGGCCUUCUAUAGACCACUCUAUGGGCCUUCUAUAGACCACUCUAUGGGCCUUCUAUAGACCACUCUAUGGGCCUUCUAUAGACCACUCUAUGGGCCUUCUAUAGACCACUCUAUAGACCACUCUAUAGACCACUCUAUAGACCACUCUAUAGACCACUCUAUGGGCCUUCUAUAGACCACUCUAUGGGCCUUCUAUAGACCACUCUAUGGGCCUUCUAUAGACCACUCUAUGGGCCUUCUAUAGACCACUCUAUGGGCCUUCUAUAGACCACUCUAUGGGCCUUCUAUAGACCACUCUAUGGGCCUUCUAUAGACCACUCUAUGGGCCUUCUAUAGACCACUCUAUGGGCCUUCUAUAGACCACUCUAUGGGCCUUCUAUAGACCACUCUAUGGGCCUUCUAUAGACCACUUUAUGGGCCUUCUAUAGACCACUCUAUAGGCCUUCUAUAGACCACUCUAUGGGCCUUCUAUAGACCACUCUAUAGACCACUCUAUAGACCACUCUAUAGACCACUCUAUAGACCACUCUAUAGACCACUCUAUGGGCCUUCUAUAGACCACUCUAUAGACCACUCUAUAGACCACUCUAUAGACCACUCUAUGGGCCUUCUAUAGACCACUAUGGGCCUUCUAUAGACCACUAUGGGCCUUCUAUAGACCACUCUAUGGGCCUUCUAUAGACCACUCUAUGGGCCUUCUAUAGACCACUCUAUGGGCCUUCUAUAGACCACUCUAUGGGCCUUCUAUAGACCACUC